UCGGUCUCUUUUAUUAAGCACACCUCCCAUAGAGCAAGGCGAGUGGGAGGAUUUGAUUACUUUUAUGUCAAAUUGCUUCCAAACUCAGGACUGUGCAACACAGUACUGUGGCAAAGUUGUUGAUUUUACUGGAGACGAAAACACUAAAUGUACCAUAUUAGAGAGAAAUUAACACGUUUUAUAGAAAUUGAGCUGACUGCUAUUUUUUAAUGUAAUUAUGGAGCCGGCGAGUGGCGCUUCUAUAUCUGGACCUCCUAAGCGUCCUGGGGUUGGAGUGGGUGUGCUUGUUACUAGCAGCUCGCAUCCAAAUUGUGUCCUGUUGGGAAGAAGGAAAGGUUCCAUGGGAAAAGGAACUUCCCAGCUUCCAGGAGGGCACUUGGAAUUCGGAGAAACUUGGGAAGAGUGUGCUGAAAGGGAGGUGCUAGAAGAAGCAGGGCUUCAUCUGAAGAAUGUUUGUUACACAUCUGUAGUGAACUCCAUUAAAUUAGAGGAAGAUUACCACUAUAUCACCUUAAUAAUGAGAGGAGAAGUGGAUACAAGCUACCCAUCCGAACCUGUGAAUUUAGAGCCUGAGAAGAAUGAAGGAUGGACCUGGAUGAAAUGGGAAGAUUUCCCACCAGACAGCCAGCUUUUCCUGCCUUUAGCCUGCCUGAAAAAACAAGGAUACCAUCCUUUCAAAGACUGUUCAACAUCUCACAGCGGAACACCAACUCAACAGUAGAUAUCCUGGGCUGUAUUCAUACAUCAAAGUGCUGGUUAAUGUAUUGUGGGCCAGUGUGUUUACCUACAUGUUAAUGCAUUAUUAAUGUGUCCCUAUAGGUUAAAUACAUUGUGUGUCUGCUGUUUUAAAUUAAAUAAAUGCUGUAAUGUGAAUUGAAUUAUCAUAGUGGAUAUAUAGUCAGAUGUCUCAAUACCAAUUAGUGUAUAGUUGUAACCCCAUUCAAUAAACCUUGUAAUGGGUAACUUAUGUAUUAAUGGUGGAAUCUUAAAAGGACAAGGGAAGCGACAGCCAAAAAUGACACUUUUCAUGAGUAUUGACUCCUACGUAGACCCAUUUGUGUUGUGCUCAU
Messenger RNA from Acipenser ruthenus (sterlet), 1070 nucleotides. RefSeq names its product nudix (nucleoside diphosphate linked moiety X)-type motif 15 (gene nudt15). The coding region runs from base 218 to 721 and encodes 167 amino acids. Gene Ontology annotation, molecular function: 8-oxo-7,8-dihydrodeoxyguanosine triphosphate pyrophosphatase activity. The record is from RefSeq and is a predicted model, not a curated record. Lineage: Eukaryota; Metazoa; Chordata; Actinopteri; Acipenseriformes; Acipenseridae. Gene Ontology annotation, cellular component: cytosol. Gene Ontology annotation, biological process: dGTP catabolic process. The transcript has 3 exons.